Molecule: messenger RNA, 666 nt
Organism: Ochotona curzoniae (black-lipped pika)
Lineage: Eukaryota; Metazoa; Chordata; Mammalia; Lagomorpha; Ochotonidae
Gene: TERB2
Product: telomere repeat binding bouquet formation protein 2
Exons: 7
Coding region: 1-666 (221 amino acids)
Biological process (GO): homologous chromosome pairing at meiosis; meiotic attachment of telomere to nuclear envelope
Cellular component (GO): nuclear inner membrane
Source: RefSeq, a predicted model, not a curated record
AUGUUUCAAGGGCAGCGUGGUUGGUUUUGCCGCAGCGUCAGCCAGGACCUGAAGCAGUUCUGGGUGGCCCAGGGAGGGAUGAUCAGCGACCCACAGGCCGCGGAGUUCUUGUUCAGCUGUGAUGCCUCGCACCCAGACACGCUGAGAAUAUAUCAGAGCCUUGAUUACAUAGAGGAUAAUGCUACAGUUUUUCAUGCCUACUAUCUCGCGGCAGUAGCCAAUGCUGAAACAAAAAACUCCGUGGUUUUAGGUCAUUUCAUUCUACCUCCUGAAUGCCUGCAAAAAGAAAUAAGAAGAAAAAUUGGUAGUUUUAUUUGGGAACAAGAUCAAUGUUUUCUGAAAAAAAAGAAUGUUGCAGUAACAUCAAAAGAAAUAAACCAACUUAAGAAAAGCAGUGAACUGGAAACAGAUCAUGGGAGAGGAUUAUCUGAAAGCACAGAAGAGGAUUUUAUAAGGACUCCAGCUGUGGAAAAGCAGAUGUACUUUCCUCUUCAAAAUUAUCCAGUGAACAACAUGGUAACAGGUUAUGUAUCAAUUGAGUCCAUGAAGAAAUUUCUUGGGGAGAUUCAUGACUUCAUUCCUGGAAGCUCAGGAUAUUUGGCUUACCAUGUUCAAGAUGAAAUUAACAUGUCUGAUAUUAAAAACAAGUUGAAGAAUAAAUAUUAA